Molecule: messenger RNA, 615 nt
Organism: Cordyceps fumosorosea ARSEF 2679
Lineage: Eukaryota; Fungi; Ascomycota; Sordariomycetes; Hypocreales; Cordycipitaceae
Product: dihydrofolate reductase
Exons: 2
Coding region: 1-615 (204 amino acids)
Biological process (GO): tetrahydrofolate biosynthetic process; folic acid metabolic process; glycine biosynthetic process
Cellular component (GO): mitochondrion
Molecular function (GO): NADP binding; dihydrofolate reductase activity
Source: RefSeq, a predicted model, not a curated record
AUGCAGCCUCUCGAGCUGACCCUGGUCGUGGCCGCUACGCGCAGCAUGGGCAUCGGCGCCGGCGGCACCAUGCCCUGGAAGGGCCUCCGCAACGAGAUGAAGUACUUUGCGCGCGUCACCACCCACCUCCCUCCUCAUUGCCCCCCCGGCGCGGUCAACGCCGUCAUCAUGGGCCGCAAGACCUGGGACUCGAUCCCGCCCAAGUUCCGGCCCCUCAAGGACCGCCUCAACAUUGUCAUCACCCGCUCCGCCGGCCCGGCACCCGGGAAGGACGAGAACCCGGUGCGCGUGCCUUCGGUCGAGGCCGCGCUGCGGUACGCACGCGCGCACUGCGCGGGCGGCCGGGUCUUCAUCAUGGGCGGCGGGCAGGUCUACGCGACCGCGCUGGAGCGGCCCGAGGCGCGGCGCGUGCUGCUGACCAGCAUCGACGCGGACCACGACUGCGACACCUUCUUCCCGAUCAGGCUGGGGACACCCGGCGAGGGCGGCACGGAGCCGGGGUGGACGAGGCGCUCGGACGGGGAGUGGAGGGCGUGGACGGGGGUGGAGGAGGGGGAUGGGCGCAGGGAGGAGGCGGGCGUCAAGUACGAGUUUCAACUGUGGGAGAGGGAGUAG